Messenger RNA from Mesorhabditis belari, 1911 nucleotides. The record is from the annotation of a GenBank genome assembly. Lineage: Eukaryota; Metazoa; Nematoda; Chromadorea; Rhabditida; Rhabditidae.
AUGGACAAAUGGUUAAUAUUUCUAUUAUCAGUACUAUCUAUCGUAUGCUUUGGAUACGAGAAUUAUGAGGCAAAUCCGACAAAAUCCUCUCCAUUCCCUCAAACACCUCGUCCUACUCAACCGAAUGAGAUGGCGAAGCGAAGAUUUAGUUUUCGGGUUCGUGCUUCAAAAAGAGACUUGCGAGAUUCCCCAAGUUCGAGAAAUCCUAAAAAUUCAACGCCAACACCACGUAAAACAGCUUCCACCCAAUUGCUCGCCGAAACGGAACUCGAAGAGCCGACAGCUCAGACUUUGAUGAAAGCUUUGAUGAACAAGAGGGGAGAAAAUAUUUUGAGACCCCGGCGAAAUGCCUCGACAUCGGUGGAUGUCACGUUCAAAAUGGAAUUAUAUCAGAUCAUUGAAUUGAACGAACGACAACAAUAUGUGAAAGUGAGUGCGUGGAUCAUUGAGAGGUGGUACGACGAUUUUCUCUACUGGAAUCCGGAUAACUUUGAGAAUAUCACUGAAGUGAAAAUUCCGUGGACCCAGAUUUGGAUCCCGGACACUGUAUUGUAUAAUACUGUUGUGAUGAAAGACGACGAUCAACGACGUUUGAUGUACGCAAAGAUCACAACAAAGUACAAGGAAAAGCGCUCUUAUGUCGAAUUCCUCUAUCCAGCCAUUUUCACUUUCUCUUGCAAGCUCUACUUACAGUUCUUUCCAUAUGAUGUUCAAACGUGUCACAUGAUUUUUGGAUCUUGGACAUCGGAUAACAAAGACAUUGACUAUCAUCCGCACACAAUGGAGGUCGGAACGAGCAACUAUCUAAUCAAUGAGGGAUGGACGUUGAUGGGAACUCAAGUUGAACGACACGAAAUGAAAUACGUAUGUUGCCCAAACAAUUACACUCUUUUGGACUUCACUCUUUAUCUGAAAAGGCGACCAUUGUUCUACCUCGUAAAUCUCGUCAUUCCAACAUUUAUCAUCACUUUAAUUGCGAUCACUGGCUUCUUUACGACAAGUUCAACUACCGAAGUCCGUGAAGAGAAAAUCUCAUUGUGCAUCACGACACUUCUGUCAAUGUCCAUUUUGAUGUUAAUGGUUUCGGAUCAAAUGCCCUCGACUAGCACUUUUAUUCCAUUGAUCAGUUGGUUCUACAUGUGCGCUAUUGUAAUCAUCUCGGUUGGAGCUAUCGCCGCCUCGUUUGUGAUUUCCAUUCAGAAGUUUGGAAGACUAGGCAAACGAAUGCCAAUGCGGAUGAUCAAAAUCGUGCGUUUCAUCAGUCGAGUGGCAAUGGUGCGAAUCCCGGCCCAUCUCAAGCCAAAGUCGACUUUAAUGAACAAGAAAAUCUCACUCGCGCAUGCCCGUGCGAGUUACGCGGUCAAACACAAUCACCACUACCAUGACGAUGAUGAAGAUGAUGAUUUAGAUGAGUCGCGGAAGUCGACAAUUGCCCAAUUCGCCAAGUAUUUCUUCUCGGCCGGCACGGAAAUGGCUGCUUAUCCGAUGGGAGAUUACGCAAAUAAUAAUGAGCCGCUGAUCCAGAAUGGAACUGUUGACAACAAAGCGAGCAAGAUCGCAAGUCCGACCACAGUGACUCCAGCAGAACAUGCCCAAUUCCGAGCGAGAGCCUUUUCGAAAGUGGCCAGUGAAGCUGAUGGAGAAGACAAAAUUGAUUUUGAUGCGAUUGAAAAGGAAGUUCGAGAGAUGGAAAUCAAAAGGGAACUCUCAAAAAUCGAAUAUGACUGGUUGGCGACAGUGAUUGAACGAUGCACUUUCUUGCUGUUUCUCUUGACGUUCUUGGCGGUUGCUUUCGGAAUCAAUAUAAUCGGCUUUGUUCACUGGUACAACGCGAGACCGCCUCUUUCAGCGACGAGAAAUCGAGAUCCGCUUUUCGUCUUCGGGCCACCAUUUGUCCAUGGAUCGGGUUCC